Molecule: messenger RNA, 6437 nt
Organism: Anguilla anguilla (European eel)
Lineage: Eukaryota; Metazoa; Chordata; Actinopteri; Anguilliformes; Anguillidae
Gene: nrg2a
Product: neuregulin 2a
Exons: 11
Coding region: 1060-3213 (717 amino acids)
Biological process (GO): nervous system development; intracellular signal transduction; animal organ development
Molecular function (GO): signaling receptor binding
Source: RefSeq, a predicted model, not a curated record
UGAAUGUGACCUGAAUGCGGGCGCCUGAUUUAAUAAUGGAAGGAGACGCAAAACUCAUUCAAAACAGGCGGAUGGAGAAUCUGAGCCUCUGAAACGCUUUCUCGCCUUGGCAGCCGCAGCCAAAACAACAAUCGGAGACCGCUGUUUCUCUUCGGUCAAUAUUUCUUUAUUUUUUAUUUUUUUAUCAAGUCCUGAGCCCAUACGACGACUUAAGGGGAAACAUGAUGUGCUCCGGCAUUCAUUUAUUUAUUUUAUGUUUAUUGAUUGAUUUAUUGGAAGAAAUGGAAAUGGACUGACAGCUAUUGCUUUGGGUUUCGGAGGUAUUGCUGACCUGUGGUCCGUGUGUUGACGCUGGACACGCUGGUCCUCCGACCUUUAAAAAAUCUCGUAUUUGUUUAUUUAUUUAUUUAUUUACUUGCAUGAAGCUUCAGUACACGCCUCUGCGCGCGGGCAAGUGAUCUCUUCUCACGUCCGUCGCUGGUGUGUGUAGGGUGGAGGGGGACCAGAGCGGAAUGGACGCGCUGGUCUAGCGGCGAAAGAUAAUACCUCAUGUUCCCUUUUUCGUCAGCGAAAUGAAUUUUACCUAAAUUACAAACCCGGGAAGCGGAGCGAACCACGUAUGGCUUACAUUUCGUGUCCUUUUUUGCAGUGAAUGUACAGAUUGCUUCCAUUGAUGAGCUGGGCGCCCACUCGAGCGCUGUAAUUUGUGGGCAAAAUAGACUAGCGGCGUCUUGCAGGAACUAUGGGAGUAGGAUCGUCUAUUUUUUCAUGAUUUCACCUGCAUUUUAGAAUGACUUUCUAGCAGAAUGCGGUGACAGGAUUUUCAGGCGAGCAUCGUUGCGCUGUUUCCGGGUUCUGGCUGGUGUUUCCCCCAUUGUAAACUAUUGGAAAAACAGCAGAUCCAGAUGGCAUGGACACUUGAGCAAGGUCUGCCGCUCUGCCGUGCUACUGGAGCCUAUUUACAGUCUCCUACUCUAACACCGCUCCAUCAUCAUCACCCGGCCGCCCCGAGAGCACUGCAGCAACGCGACCAGCGACCACAGAGCCAAGGCAGGCGGCAUGAGGCUUGAGUUAGUACAUUUCUCCAUGCUGGUCAUCGGGGUCUCCUUCGCCUGCUACUCCCCGAGUUUAAAUUCCCUGCAGGACCAAGCUUACAAAUCAGCGGUGGUUAUUGAAGGCAAGGUGCAGUCCGUGCCCGCGAACGUCACCGUAGAGCCGUACAGUGUGAAUGUCAAAGUCCUGGACGUGUGGCCGCGGAACAGUGGGGGGCUAGCGCGAGAACAGCUCGUCACCGUCGGGGAGUUCGGCUUGGAGGCUCCAUGCACCAAAGUGAAAAAGAACCACAAAUACAUAUUUUUCAUGGACCCAACCGACGAGCCCUUGGUUUUCAAGGCAUCGUUCGCUCCCCUAGACACCAGUGGGAAGAAUCUAAAGAAAGAUGUUGGGAGAAUCUUAUGCGAAGACUGCGCCUCUGCACCGAAGCUGAAAAGACUAAAGAGCCAGCUGGUGGACGAGGGGAGCAGGCUGACAGUGAAGUGUGAGGCCUCUGGAAACCCGCCCCCGUCCUACAGGUGGUACAAAGAUGGCAGCGAGCUCAAGAAGAGCAAGCAGAUCAAAAUAAAGUCCGGCACGAAAAACUCCAGGGUACAGAUCAAUAGAGCCCGACUGGAGGAUGCUGGGAAUUACACAUGCGUAGCAGAGAACUUACUGGGGAAAGAGAACUCCACAGGCACCAUCAAUGUCCAAAGCAUAACCACCACACUGUCUCCCGGCUCUGGCCACGCCCGAAGAUGCAACGAGACGGAGAAGACCUACUGUGUGAAUGGCGGCGACUGUUACUUCAUACACGGUAUAAAUCAGCUGUCCUGCAAGUGUCCCAUUGAUUUUACUGGUGAUCGCUGUCAAACCUACGUUAUGGCUAUCAAAUCCUACCCCUACCCGCAUCUUGGGAUUGGAUUCAUGGAGGCGGAGGAGCUCUACCAGAAGAGAGUUCUGACAGUGACGGGCAUCUGCGUGGCACUGCUGGUGGUGGGCAUCGUGUGCGUGGUCGCCUACUGCAAAACCAAGAAGCAGAGGAAAAAAAUGCACAGUCACCUGCGACAGAACAUGUGUGCUGACCAUCCCACUCGAACCCUGGCUAACGGACCCAACCAUCCUGGACCGGGCCCAGAAGAGAUCCCUAUGGUAGAUUACAUCUCGAAGAACGUACCGGCCACCGAGCGGGUAAUUCGGCACGCGGCAGAGACCUCCUUCCCCGGCAGCCGAGCAAACUCCAGGUCCCACCACUCGUCCACCCCUGCUCACUCGUCCAAUCACAGACAGGAAGGGCGCACGUGGAGCCUGGACCGGACGGGCAGCGCGCUGUCGGAGGCGCGCUCGGGCGUGAUGACGUCAUCGUCGGUGGGCACCAGUAAAUGCAGCAGCCCCGCCUGCAUGGAGGCCUGGGCCCGCCGGUCGGCGCGCUGCGGCGUCACCGAGCCCCACCGGCCCGCCCCGCAGUACGGCGACUCCUUCGACUCCCUGUGGGACUCCCCGUCCAGCGAGAGGUACGUGUCGGCGCUGACCACGCCCGCCCGCCUCUCGCCCGUGGACCUCCUCUACUCACUGCCCCCACAGGUGCCUACCUUCCAGAUCACGUCUCCCAACGCCAGCCACGCCCUGUCCCUCCCGCCCGCCACCCGCUCCUCCUACCACCUGGAGGACGACCAGCCGCUGCUCCGCCGCUACCAGGUGCCCCUGCACGACGUCCAGCGGGCCGACCCGUACCGCCAGACGCGCCGCACCUACCUGAACGACAGCACCGGCAGCCUGCCGUCCAGCCCCUACCGGCUGGCCGACGAGGAGGACUACGAGACCACCCAGGAGUACCUCUCCUCGCUGGAGCAACCAAAGAGAAGCGCUUCCGGCGGCGGCGGCGGCGGCAAGCGCUGGAGGAGGUCCCGGCUGAACGGGCACGCGUCGGCCCGCGGCGAGGCGGGGCGGGACUACGGCCCGCGGGGCUACUUCCUGUCGGACAGCGAGUCGGAGGAAGAGGAGCAGGGCGAGAGCACGCCCUUCCUCAGCAUGCAGAACAUGAACGCCGAGCCCGUCACCGUCUACAGAGCGGCGGACAGCCGGACUUCGCACGCGUCGGGGGGGCGGCACGGCGCGCGUGGGAACACGCAGGCCAGAGCGGCGCACGCUCGGUCCAAACAGGACCCCGCACCCCGCUGAAAACAAACAAAAACACUGACUCUACCCAACAAAAAACAUAUACUAAAGACCUGCACCUAUAAGAAAUAUUUUUAUUUUAUAUAACAAGACAGAUAUUCUAAACAAAUGAAAUAUUUAUUUUCCUUUUAGCAAAAGUUGUCUACUAGCUAACAGCAAAGACUUUUUUUUAUAGGUAAACUAUUUAUAUGUACAUUUUGAUUUACAGCAUAAAAAGAAAAAAAAAGACGUGCCAAUUUUUUCACAACUUAAAAAAAUAGAAUAAUAUUGUGGUGCCUUUUGCUGUAUGCCGAUGCCAGAGACCCAGCUGAGUGUUUUCUAGCCUUUCUUAUACGGACUCCUCAUUUUUAUACACCUUUUACUUCUCUUUCCUCCUUUUUUCUUUUUCUUUUUUUUCAGCGUGGUUCUGCGGGAUAUCCCCCCUCCCCCCAUUCCCCCAUGUGACAUUCUGUGCUCCUCAUGCAAUAUGAACCACUUCCGCAUAAGCUCUACGUUUACAUGGAUGCGCUUAUCAUUUUUACUUUUUUUUGGUUGAAAAAACAGGAAAUUAACAAAUGCAAUGGGAAGCCUGCUUUCCCCUGUCCCGGGGAGAGAGGGCUGUGUGCUGAAUGUGAGUCACGCCCGACUGGUUUUGUUUGGUUACCCGCUGCUGUGGAGAGGUGUGGCACGCAGUGCGGACGGUGUGAAAUGGGGGGUCUGUCUUAGUGUCACCGGGCGAGGAGGGGUUCUGCCUUGCCAGUGCCACGGCACUGUAGUCGCAGUCUGAGUUCGAAAGUCCAGGUUCAGAAAGUAAAAGUCCUCCCCAGAAUUUUGUUCCAGUCACCUGGAUUUGGUCAUUAGCACAGUUCCUCAGCCAGGAGGUUGAGCUGAUUAGUGAAAUCAGCUGGCUGAGUUCAUGGGUGGAAGAAACACAAGACAGGACUCUUACUUUUGCAACCCCUGAACUUUCUAGCUCUGGUUGCGGUGGGAUGUGGGGUGUUUUGUCUGUGAGUGCAUUCUUCUGAAAUGGGGCCGCUUAUCUGGGGUAGAGAAUGCCUGGUCUGAACCAACCCAAAACCCUUUCACCGUAAACCUGCACCCCUCAUCCCACACCGCUCACCACACCCUACGCCCCAUAGCUCGCAGUAAAUCCCCCAUCCCAAACCCCACACCCCUACACUAUACACACCACACUCCACACCCGCACGCCCACGCCCUGUAUCCCUCAUUCCUUGCUCAGACCCUACCCCUCACCCCACAUCAGGCAACCCCCCCCCCCAGCUAUGACCAAGAGCCCCCAGUGUCUCAGGACCUUCACACACCCCAAUGCUGCUUCACUUCCACGCACCUACCCCUUUGUCUCAUCAGCUCCUCAUGGAUCAACAUAUCAUGUCAUAUUACAGUUAUUCUUGUGUCAUAUCACAUCUGUUUUUUCUGUUACAUCACAUUACAUCUAUUCCUCUGUUAUUUCACAUCCAUAUUUAUAUCACAUCUGUCUCUCUCAUCCCUUAUGGAACUGGAAUAUAUUGUAAAUAUACUGGAAUAAAUAUAUUAUCAAUAUGUCGCAACACUUCCGUAAUAUAUUGACAAAUAUACAAAUCAUGGCUUCUUUAAGAUAUAGUGAUGUAUUACACUUCUGUGUGAUAUAUAUUUAUCAUUAGAUUUUCUACAUAGGCCCACAUAUUUAUAAUGUAUUGCAGUAUAUUGCUUUUACAUAUGGGAUAUGAAAUAUAUUCCUCAAUAAAAUCACAUCACAUCCAUUCCUCUAUCUCAUCUAUUCCUUUGUCACUUCACAUCCAUUCCCCUCCGUCUAUCACACAUCACAUCCCCUACCCUUUUGUGUCUUGUGUCACAUCUCUUCCUGUCCCAGAUUCAUGCCUCUUCCGUGCACACAAUAAAUACCUGUGAAACUCCAGAAAGAUCAUAAAAUGGCAAAAUAUGCAAACUUUGUAUUUAGAUCUGUUAGGUCUGUUAGAUGACAUUGUUUUCUAUGAGGUGUGAUGACGAUAGUCCAUUGUGUGGAGACUCUUAGGAAACGUCUUCAGUGUGCUUGAGUUUGUGUGCAAACAUCAGUUAACAAGACAACAUAAAUCUUCCAUCGCUGCAGAAUAUAUCAGCUAUUAUUAUUAUUAUUAUUAUUAUUAUUAUUAUUAUUAUUAUAUUGUCACCAUCACAGGAAACAACAUCUUGCUAAAUCCUUGGUACAGUACAUUUAUCUUUACUGUAAUUAUGCCUUUUCUGCCAACUUACGAUACUUUCCUCUCACUUUUAUCGAUACCAAAAGCAUUUUCUGACCUCUGCCCAUAGGCCAACUGAUUAUCUUCACUGAUUGCUGAUUGGCUAUCCUGUGUUUCACAGGCUCUGAUCAGCUGACAACAGACACAUAAUCACAGGACCAUAUUUCUGUAUUUAUUUGGUUAUUUUCAGUGCAGAUCACUCCUUUUUGCAUGUUGCUACUUUCUUUCAUGUUUGGAGACUUUUUCCCCCUAAAUAUUGACCAAUAAUGUUUUGUAUUGAUCCUUUCCACAGUACUUAGCAGUGAGAAGUGGAUCAGAACAUGUCCCUCACAAAGUUAUAGAAAUUAGAUUAGUUUCAGCUCGAUAAAAAAAACACAGAAGUAAACAAACAACACUAAUUAUGAACCACAUUCCAUAAACAAUUUUCAGUAAAACUGGCCUGUCCUAAACUGAAUCAAUGAUUUCUCAAGAGAAAAAUCUAACCUGUUUGAAGUAUAUGAAUGAGUACCUGUUCUUUUCUUGAAGACACAGUGGUAAAACUAUAUUUAAUAAACUGGGAGGUUAUUUUCUUUCACUUGAACUGAUUUCAUUUUUUUUCUUUCCUGGGUCUUAUUCUGUAUAUUUGGAGUAUGCAAAUGAAGACACUGCUUAAUAAUUAGUUUAAGUGUGAUCCCCCACCCCCGUUAGAAUCCUAUCUGCCAGGCGGUUUCCUUCUACUACCUUUUUAUUUCUCUUGCUUGAAUUUGGGAGCAUCUCCCUUUUGCAUGCCCCUGUGGUCCAGAUAGACGGGUGCAUGGUAAAAAAGCAGUGACUGAAAAGUUUUCCAGUGAAAGUGUAUUUCAUUUUUACAUUCAGCAAUAAAUCCCUUUUUUCCAUAUCCAUACUUGGAAUAUGAAAGAUUUUUUUUCUCUUUUUUUUGCGAGAUUGUCAUAGAUGUAAAAUAAAAUGGAAAAAAGAAAAGAAAAUCAAACCACCUGUUCAUAUGAAAAAAAUAAAUCUCUAUUCAUACCA